AAAAGAAGUAAAUUAUGGCAUGUAUAUGUGUUAGUGUAUCUGCAUGACACCAAAUCAAAGAAGAACAAGAGUAACCUCACUCGUUCAAAAUCCGAGCGUUUAAAACAAAGGGAACAGAAGAAAAGAGGAAUCUAAUGCUACGCCAUGGGCUGCAAUACCUUUUGCCUUUCUCUUCAUAUCUCCCUUGAUUUUAGGUUCUCUAUCAGAUAUUAUUUCCCAUUUUAGGGUUCUCAUUAAUCAAUACCCCAAAGCCUGAAUUUGCUGUUUUUUUGCCUUUAUAAGAUAAGAAUAUCUAGCAGGAGCUUAAAUUGCAUGUGGGGCUGUGUUGGUUUUCAAGACUAUUAAUUGCCUUGCGAGACUAACAGCGGAAGAAGCGAAGAGAACUUCAAGAAGAAGAAAGAAGGUAGAAGAACUCUCUGAAGAAUAUGGCUGCUUCUUCUUCAUCGGCGCCUUUUUUUGGAAUUAGGGAAGAAGAACAAAACCAGCAGAUGAAACAACAGCAUUCCUCAACUCCAACUUCAUCUUCAGCUCAGGCUCCACCGCCACAGAAGAAAAAGAGAAACCAACCUGGAACACCAAAUCCAGACGCAGAGGUGAUAGCACUAUCUCCCAAGACCCUAAUGGCAACAAACAGGUUCAUAUGUGAGGUAUGCAACAAAGGGUUCCAAAGGGAGCAAAAUCUACAGCUCCACAGAAGAGGACAUAACCUGCCUUGGAAGCUAAAGCAGAAGACUACAAAAGAAGUGAGGAGGAAGGUUUAUCUGUGCCCCGAACCCACAUGCGUCCACCAUGAGCCUUCUAGAGCUCUUGGUGAUCUUACUGGAAUCAAAAAGCACUACUCAAGAAAACAUGGUGAGAAGAAAUGGAAGUGUGAGAAGUGCUCAAAAAAAUAUGCUGUCCAGUCUGAUUGGAAAGCCCAUUCUAAGACUUGUGGCACUAGAGAAUACAGAUGUGACUGUGGCACUCUCUUCUCAAGGCGUGACAGCUUUAUCACUCACAGGGCAUUCUGUGAUGCGCUGGCUCAAGAAAGUGCAAGAAACCCUCCUACCAACUUGAACACAAUUGGAAGCCAUCUGUAUGGAAGUAGCAACAUGACCUUAGGCUUAUCUCAAGUAGGAACUCAAAUCUCCUCAUUACAAGACCACAACAACCAGUCUACUGACAUUUUACGACUUGGUGGCGGUGGUGCCCGGACUGGACAAUUCGAUCAUCUUCUCCCUUCAUCAAUUGGUUCAUCGUCGUUUCGACCUCCACAGCAAAUGCCCUCACCUGCUUUCUUCAUGCAAGAACCAAACCAGAAUUAUCAUGAUGAAAACCAAUCUCAGCAAGACUUGUUGCAAAAUAAGCCGUUCCAUCAUGGACUGAUGCAAUUUGCUGAUAUUCACAACACCACAGGCAACCCUCCCUCUGCUGGCAAUCUGUUCAACCUCAGCUUUCUUUCCAAUAGUAGCACCGCAAGCAGCAUUUCCAACAGCAACAAUGCAAACAAUUCCAACAGCAACCUACCAACUUCAGGAUUGCUAAUGCCCAGUCAUUUCAACAACCAAAAUGGUGUUGGUGGUGGUGAAGGGAGUAAUAUCUUCUCAAAUAAUGUAAUGGGUAAUCAAAUGACCUCCGGUGUCCCUUCUCUCUACAGCUCUUCGGUUCAGAAUGAUAACAUGGUCUCUCAUAUGUCUGCUACUGCGCUGCUUCAAAAGGCUGCUCAAAUGGGUUCAAGUUCAAGCAACAACAGUGCCUCAUUACUUAGAAGUUUUGGUAGCUCUUCCUCAAGUGGUAACAAAUCAGAUAGGCAACUUGUUGGUGGGAACUUUAGUGGCAUGUUCAGCGAAAACGAGAAUAAUCUUCAUGACCUAAUGAACUCAUUUGCUCCUGGGAAUUCCUCCAUGUUUGGUUCCGGACAUGCACAAGAAAACCCCUAUGGUGGAUAUACUGCAAGCAGGACAAGUUUGGAGCAAGAAAAGCAGCACCACGGCCCAAAUUUUGGCAACACUAGUAUGGAUGAAGCAAAGUUGCACCAAAGUCUCAAUGCAAGCAUUGGUGGGUCUGAUAGAUUGACAAGAGACUUUCUUGGUGUUGGUCCUCAAAUAGUGAGAAGCAUGAGUGGAUCAUCAGGGUUUUCACAGAGAGAAAAACAGCAGCAGCCACAGCGUCAGCAUCAUGGCAUGGAUAUGGGUGGCUCCUCCUUGGAUUCAGAGAGACAUAACACUAAUAUUUCUGCGGCGCCGACAAGCCAGCCUUUCGGAGGAAAUGGGAGUUUUCAGUGAAGAAAAAAAAUGCUAGAUGACAAAAGUAUCGGUCAGGAAUGCGAGUUGUUUCGUGGAAGAAAGGCCUUUUGGAGACAUGAUGCAGUUACCCUGGAGAUCUUCACACCAUGGGGUUUCAAUAAGAGAGGCAGCUCAAUUUUCUUCAAGCUGUUUUUUAAUCUUCUCUUCGAACACCUCAACUGUACCUAAGAGUUUUAAGGAUUUCAUAUCUUGGAUAGUGACUUCUGUAGCCGCAGUCUUUUCAUGUUUGCUUUUGGAUCAGUGUUACUUUAUUUUCUAGUAGUUAAAAGUAAUAUUACUAUACAACAGUUCAGGAACUUUCA
This is a messenger RNA of Populus trichocarpa (black cottonwood), 2587 nucleotides long. Its product is annotated as protein indeterminate-domain 5, chloroplastic. Gene Ontology annotation, molecular function: DNA-binding transcription factor activity. The coding region runs from base 426 to 2264 and encodes 612 amino acids. The transcript is spliced from 4 exons. Gene Ontology annotation, cellular component: nucleus. The record is from RefSeq and is a predicted model, not a curated record. NCBI's taxonomy places the organism in Eukaryota, Viridiplantae, Streptophyta, Magnoliopsida, Malpighiales, Salicaceae.